Dictyostelium purpureum is the source of this 1038-nucleotide messenger RNA. RefSeq lists its product as uncharacterized. The transcript has 2 exons. The coding region runs from base 1 to 1038 and encodes 345 amino acids. The record is from RefSeq and is a predicted model, not a curated record. Gene Ontology annotation, biological process: protein deubiquitination. Gene Ontology annotation, molecular function: cysteine-type deubiquitinase activity. NCBI's taxonomy places the organism in Eukaryota, Evosea, Eumycetozoa, Dictyosteliales, Dictyosteliaceae.
AUGAUCUGUAUAAAAGUCAAGUUCCCAAUUAAGAUUAUUUUUCCAAAAUUUAUUAAAAAUAAUAAUAAUAAAACCACCAAAUACUACUACGCCGAUGGAACAGAAAACGACCAAGACUUUUUCUACAAUGACGAAUUUUAUGAAGAAUUUCAUAAAACUCACAACCCACCACAUCUACAAUCACAACCAAUACCACAAUCACAACCACAAUCACUAACCCCACAACCACAACCACACCACCACCACCCACAACCACACCCAUACCCACACCCAUACCCACAACCCCAUCCAAACCCACAACCAACAACCAACUACCAACAACCACUACCAAAACCUCCUGCAUCAACACCUAAUUAUAAAAAACAAUUGGAAAAUUUUCAAGAAUAUCAACUACUUCAACAACAACAACAACAACAUCAACAGCAACAACAACAUCAACAGCAACAACAACAACAACAACAACAACAACAACAACAACAACAACAACAACCACAACAACAACAACCACAACAACAAAAACAAGAACAUAAGAAUAUUGACUCGGGUGCAGUCACUAUUCCAAAACCAUCACCACAACCUGGACUUCAAGCUAUAAGACGUUUAAAUAAACGUUUGGAGCUCUACCAAUUAGAGAAUAGUAGAGACAUCCCAGGAGAUGGUAAUUGUCAGAUGCAUGCCUUAUCUGACCAACUUUAUGGCAACUUGAACCAUAGUGCCGAGAUAAGAAGAGUCAUUGCCACAUGGCUCAUAAGUAAUAAAAAUUUCACCCUCCCAAAUGGUGCAAAACUACACCAAUUUGCAAAUACCAAUAAUUGGAAUAGAUAUUGUAACCAUAUGGCAAGAGAAGGUACUUGGGGUGACCAUUUAACACUAAUUGCUGCUGCUGAAAUUUUAAAGUCAAAGAUAACAGUUAUUUCAUCAUGUGAAUCUGAUAGCAGCUCUUUCAUUGAAAUUCUUCCAAGUUCAAUUGAAAAUUAUAGAGCAAUUAUAUUAUCUCAUCAUGACAAACACUAUGGUUCUUUGCGCCAAAUGCUUUAA